AUGGACGACGACGACUCCCACGGGCUCAUGGGAACCUCCGGGCAGGGCUACUCGUGGGAAGAGGAGUACAAGCGGAGUUGGGAUAUCCUGCAGGAGGACGAGCAGGGCUCUUUAGUGGGAGCUGUUAAUUCUAUACAGCAGCAGUUGAAGCGACGGAGAUUGCAAAGAGACACGGCAACAGUACAACGUGGGAUCAUCCGGCAUGUCUACCUCGUGAUCGACCUCUCGCGGGCUAUGACCGAGCUGGAUCUCAAACCCUCGCGAUUGGAAUGUACCAUGAACCUGGCCACCCAGUUUGUGGGCGAAUACUUUGAUCAGAACCCGUUGAGUCAGCUGGGGGUUAUUUUGACGCGGGAUGCGUUGGCGGAGAAGGUUACGGAGUUGUCAGGCAACCCAACGGACCACAUAGAGGCUAUCAAGGUCCCAGCAAACAGGGUCCCAAAAGGCGAACCAUCCCUGCAAAACGCGUUAGAGCUUGCCCGGACUUCCCUCGCUCACGUCCCUUCCCACGCAUCUCGCGAAAUUAUCAUUCUAUACGCCUCGCUCACGUCCUGCGACCCGGACAACAUUCAGGAGACCAUCGCUUCCUUGAAGCGGGACGAGAUCAGAGUUUCCAUCGUUGGACUGUCAGCCGAGCUGCAAGUGUGCAAGAUUAUUUGCAAGGAGACGAAAGGAACGUACAAUGUCAUUUUAAACGAAGCGCAUUACAAAGACGUCUUGUUCGAGCAUAUACCCCCGCCGCCCAUUGCCGUAGAGCAAAACACGUCGAGUCUGAUCCAGAUGGGGUUCCCGGUCACCAAAUCAUACGAAACACUGACGCUCUGCGCUUGCCAUCACCGCCCCGUCCGAAAAGGCUACGAAUGCCCGCGCUGCGCCUCUCUAAUCUGCGACAUUCCCACCGAUUGUCCCAUCUGCGACCUCACCCUCGUCUCCAGCCCUCUACUCGCACGGUCCUACCACCACCUCUUCCCCGUCGAAAACUACAAGGAGCUACCGUGGUCGGCAAAACUCGGCCCUGACACGGCGACGGCGAGGAACGAUCAUUGUGCGGCGUGUUUGCUGCCGUUUCCUGCGCCGCCGCAGUUUUCGGGGCCGGAGAGGCGGAGUUCGGAGAUACCAACGCGACAGGGUGAUGGGGCGGCGAGCGGGGAGGCUAAUAGUGGAAGGUUCGAGUGCGGCAAGUGUAAGGGGGUGUUUUGUUGGGAUUGCGAUGUCUAUGUGCAUGAUGUGCUGCAUAACUGUCCUGGGUGUGUCAAUCGAUGA
Fimicolochytrium jonesii is the source of this 1263-nucleotide messenger RNA. Its product is annotated as Ssl1-like-domain-containing protein. The coding region runs from base 1 to 1263 and encodes 420 amino acids. Gene Ontology annotation, molecular function: zinc ion binding. Lineage: Eukaryota; Fungi; Chytridiomycota; Chytridiomycetes; Spizellomycetales; Powellomycetaceae. The record is from RefSeq and is a predicted model, not a curated record. Gene Ontology annotation, biological process: nucleotide-excision repair; DNA-templated transcription; regulation of transcription by RNA polymerase II. Gene Ontology annotation, cellular component: transcription factor TFIIH holo complex; transcription factor TFIIH core complex. The transcript is spliced from 6 exons.